Messenger RNA from Closterium sp. NIES-65, 1746 nucleotides. The record is from the annotation of a GenBank genome assembly. NCBI's taxonomy places the organism in Eukaryota, Viridiplantae, Streptophyta, Zygnematophyceae, Desmidiales, Closteriaceae.
AUGCCGCCUGGGGGUGCGGAGCCUGGAGGUGCUGAGCCUGGGGGUACGGAGCCUGGGGGUGCGGAGCUUGGGGGUGCUGGGUCUGCUCAUUUGGCCUCUGGCGGUGCUUCGUCAAGGCAGGAGCUGCGCGAGUUGUUUGCCCGGCGCUGGAGCCGUGCUGUUGGAGCUGGAGGUACUACUGUUGCUGCUGGUCCUGGAGGUGCUCGUACUAGCGGUACUAGAGCUGCUGGGACUGGGGGUGCUGCUAGGGCUGCUGGAGUUAGUCCUGCUGGAGGUACUGCUGGAGCUGCUGGCGGUACUGCAGCUGAUAGUCCUGGUGGAGUUGGUGCUGCUGGAGCUGUUGGAGCUACAAGAGCUGGAACUGCUGGGGAUGUUGGCGCUGGUGGUGCUGCUGGCGCUUGUGCUUCUGAGGGUACUGGAGUUGGCGCUGUUGGAGUUGGAGAUGCUGUUGGCGCUGGUGCUGCCGCUAGGGGUACUAGUGCUGUCCCUGCUGGUUCUAGAGGCGCUUUACAGCCCGCCUCCCCCCUACCUGCUCCUUCUCCCUACACUGGUCCUACUGGAGGUCUUGCUGAGCGUCGUGAGCCUGCGUCUCGUCCUGCGUCGCCCGUUCAUAUUGCUCGCACUAGUAGUCAUGCUCCGCGUCCAUGUCCUCUUGCCGUCCUUGGCACACACCAGAUGGCACUGCGUCCGUCCACUGCUCCUCUGCGUGUCCCGUUGCCGUCUCCUCCAGAGUCCUCUCUUCCUGUCCUUGCUGACCCGGAGCCUGACUCUCUUCGUGCUGCCAUUCCUACCGUCACGUGUCUCCUGGCUACUGUUGUCACUGACCCUUCUUUUGAGUCCAUUGCUGCGUCUGCCUUAGUUGCUGAGCUUGUUGACUUUGCUGCUCGCUGUCGUUUAGACUACGUCGCUUGUCUUGUUGCUGAGUCUGAGUUUGACUGUCCUCCUUCCGUCGGGGGUGAGUGUGCUCUUAGCACGCACAUCCUUGAGGACACGCUGGAGGAGUUCCACUGUUUUGCUGCUGCUUUGCCUCAUCUCGUGUCUACACUGAUUGCCCCUGAGGGAGACCCGGAUGCUCCAAACAUCCCCACUCCUCGAUCGUACGCUGAGGCAAUCGAGAGUCCCUACUCCUCUCAGUGGCAGGCAGCUAUGGACGCAGAGAUGGCUUCAUGGAAGUCCACAGGCACCUACGUCGACGAGGUUCCCCCACCUGGGGCGAACAUCAUCAGUGGCGUGUGGAUUUUCAGGGUAAAGCGGCCGCCGGGUUCUCCGCCUGUCUUCAAGGCGCGUUACGUGGCUCAAGGCUUCAGUCAGCGGCAGGGAGUUGACUACUUUUAUACCUUCUCCCCCACCCCGACGAUGACCUCUCUUCGGGUGCUGCUGCACAUAGCCGCUCAGCGCGAAUACGAGCUUCACUCUCUUGACUUAAGCACAGCUUUUCUGGACGGCAGCCUGCACGAGGAGAUCUGGCUGCGCCGCCCACCUGGCUUUACUGGGUCGUUUCCUCCUGGUACCCACUGGAGCCUCCGGCGGCCAGUCUACAGUCUCCCCCAGGCGCCCCAUCAGUGGCACACGACACUGAGGACUACACUUGCGGCUCUUGGGUUUGUUCCUUCUACUGCCGACCCGUCGCUGUUUCUGCGCACCGACACCUCUUUGCCAUCGUUCUACAUCUUCGUGUACGUCGACGACUUGGUCUUUGCCACUGCAGACACAGCUGGACUCGCCCGCGUGUACAGACCUGGGUGA